Molecule: messenger RNA, 6248 nt
Organism: Onychomys torridus (southern grasshopper mouse)
Lineage: Eukaryota; Metazoa; Chordata; Mammalia; Rodentia; Cricetidae
Gene: Mapt
Product: microtubule associated protein tau
Exons: 14
Coding region: 197-2434 (745 amino acids)
Biological process (GO): microtubule cytoskeleton organization; neuron projection development
Cellular component (GO): neuron projection
Molecular function (GO): microtubule binding
Source: RefSeq, a predicted model, not a curated record
CGGGAACGCGCUCUCUCGGCGGCGCGCGCGCUCCCAGUCUCCACCACCCACCAGCUCCUCCGGCACCAGCAGCAAGCCGCGCCGCCGCCACCGCCCACCUUCUGCCGCCGCCGCCGCCGCCGCCGCCACAACCACCUUCUCCUCCGCUGUUCUCUACUAUUUUCGCCCUCUGUAGACCAUCAGGCUUUGAACCAGUAUGGCUGAACCUCGACAGGAGUUUGGCACGAUGGAAGAUCAUGCUGGUUGCUACACUCUGCUCCAGGACCAAGACGGAGACAUGGACCAUGGCUUGAAAGCGUCUCCCCCACAGCCCCCUGCCAAUGAGGGAUCGGAGGAAGCAGGGUCGGAGACCUCUGAUGCUAAGAGCACCCCAACUGCUGAAGACGUGACUGCGCCCCUAGUAGAAGAGAGAGCUUCCGACAAGCAGGCUGCUGCCCAGCCCCACAUGGAGAUCCCAGAAGGAACCACAGCUGAAGAAGCAGGCAUUGGAGAUACCCCGAACCUGGAGGACCAAGCCGCUGGGCAUGUGACUCAAGAGCCAGAGAAGGUCCAGAUUUUCCCAGAAAGUUUGCUUGGAGGGCCAGGGCGCCAUGAAGGCCAGGCUCCAGACCCAGGGAUCUCAGAUUGGAUCUGCCAACCGGUGCCUAAGGUGUCUGGGGCUCCCCUCCUGCCACAAGGCCUCAGAGAGGCUACGUGCCAACCUUCGGGGACAAGACCUGAGGAUGUAGAGAGAAGCCACCCAGCCUCUGAGCUGCUGCGCCAAGAGCCACCUCGGAAGGAGGGAUGGGGCAAAGACAGGCUGGGGAGUGAGGAGGAGGCGGAUGAAGAUCUUGACACGGAUGAGUCAUCCCAGGGCUCCCCUCCCUCCCAGGCCCCCCUGGCUCCUGGCAGGGCAGCCCCUCAGGCUGUCUCCAAGGAAACCACUGGCAUGCCUGGGUUCCCAGAUGAGGGUGUCAUCCCACUUCCUGUUGACUUCCUCUCCAAAGUCUCCACAGAGACCCAGGCCUCGCAGCCCGAUGGGCCUGGCACAGGGCCCGUGGAGGAAGGGCCCGAGGCUGCCCCAGAGUUCACAUUCCACGUGGAAAUCAAAGCCAGCAUGCCGAAGGAGCAGGAUUUGCAAGGGGCUACAUUGGUGGGGGCCCCUGGAGAGGAGCCACAGGCCCAGGGCCCCUCUGUGGGAAAGGGCAUCAAAGAUGCUAGCCUUCUGGAACCAUCUGAGAAGCAGCCCGCAGCUGGCCUGCCAGGGAGGCCAGUCAGUCGAGUCCCUCAACUUAAAGCUCGAGUGGCCAGUGUCAGCAAAGACAGGGCUGGGAACGACGAGAAGAAAGUGAAGACAUCCACACCUUCACGAGCUAAACCCCUGAGCUGUAGGCCCUGCCUUAGCCCCACACGCCCCCGUCCUGGUAGCUCAGACCCUUUGAUCAAACCCUCCAGCCCUGCUGUGUGCCCUGAGCCAGCCACCUCUCCUAAACACGUCUCUCCUGUCACACCCCGAAAUGGCAGUCCUGGAACAAAGCAGAUGAAACCCAAGGGGGCCGAUGGUAAAACUGGAACCAAGAUGGCCACACCUCGGGGAGCAGCCCCUCCAGGCCAGAAAGGCACAUCCAACGCCACCAGGAUCCCAGCCAAGACCACGCCCAGCCCAAAGACUCCUCCUGGCUCAGGUGAACCACCAAAAUCUGGAGAACGCAGCGGUUACAGCAGCCCCGGCUCCCCUGGGACCCCUGGCAGUCGCUCCCGAACCCCAUCCCUACCAACGCCACCUACCCGGGAGCCCAAGAAAGUGGCAGUGGUCCGCACUCCCCCCAAGUCACCAUCUGCCAGUAAGAGCCGCCUGCAGACUGCCCCUGUGCCUAUGCCAGACCUGAAGAACGUCAGGUCCAAGAUUGGCUCCACUGAGAACCUGAAGCAUCAGCCAGGAGGCGGGAAGGUGCAGAUAAUUAAUAAGAAGCUGGAUCUUAGCAACGUCCAGUCCAAGUGUGGCUCAAAGGACAAUAUCAAACACGUCCCGGGCGGCGGCAGUGUGCAAAUAGUCUACAAGCCAGUGGACCUGAGCAAGGUGACCUCCAAGUGUGGCUCAUUAGGCAACAUUCAUCAUAAACCAGGAGGUGGCCAGGUGGAAGUGAAAUCUGAGAAGCUGGACUUCAAGGACAGAGUCCAGUCGAAGAUUGGGUCCCUGGAUAACAUCACCCACGUCCCUGGAGGAGGGAACAAGAAGAUUGAAACCCACAAGCUGACCUUCCGGGAGAAUGCCAAAGCCAAGACAGACCAUGGAGCAGAAAUCGUGUACAAGUCACCUGUGGUGUCUGGGGACACAUCUCCACGGCACCUCAGCAAUGUGUCCUCCACGGGCAGCAUCAACAUGGUGGACUCCCCACAACUUGCCACACUAGCCGAUGAAGUGUCUGCUUCUUUGGCCAAGCAGGGUUUGUGAUCAGGCCCCUGGGGUGGUCAAUAAUCGUGGAGAGAAGAGAGAGUGAGUGUGGAAAAAAAAAAAAAAAGAAUGAUCUGGCCCCUCGCCCUCUGCCCUCCCCGCUGCUCCUCACAGACCGGCUGACCGGCUGGUCAACUAACCUGCUUUUGUGGCUCGGCUUUGGCUCGGGACUUCAAAAUCAGUGAUGGGAAUAAGAGUAAAUUUCAUCUUUCCAAAUUGAUUUGUAGGCUAGUAAUAAAAUAUUUUUAAAGAAAAACAUGUAAAAACAUGGCCAAACCCAACAUUUCCUUGGGCAAUUGCUAUUGAUUCCCCCAUCCCCCCCCCCCCCCCCCCCCUUUGAGUCUUAGAGGGUGAAGGAGGCUCUGGAGGCUGCUUCUGGGGAGUUUUGAGGGACUAGGGCAACUGACUGCCCACAGCCCCAUCCUAGGGGCAUCAGGAACAGCGGCAGCAGCAAGAGAUUUGAAACGUGGUGUGUUCGAAGAGCCCUAGGCAGGUGAUGUUACCAUGUGUGGAUGUGAUGGAGGGCUGAGGCAGGGAAGAAGGCUGAGGGAUGGCUGGGCUGGGAGUCAGAGGGGAGGGGUGAGGAAGACAGGCUAGAGAGAGGACACUGGCUCCUGCCAAGAAGGACAGGUAGCCUCAGCUGCUCACGUCAAGCCUUAGAUGGCACAGUUACCUGUUUGGUAAGGCCCUGGAGAGUGCUGUGAGUCUCUGUGCCCCUUCUGUAAGACAGCCUGUGGGAGAAGACACAGUGGGCAGAAGGGAGGUGGCCAGAAGGUGGUACCUUGUCGAUUGGUUCUCUGAAGGCUGACCUUGACAUGGCAGGGCACUGGCUUCUUCCUCCCUCUCUGCAGGGUGGGAGUCCUGAGCUGAGGGGCUUUGCUCUCCUCUCACAGAAAAACCUCUUUGCUGAGCUCUGGAGUCCUGCGGCCGUGAUUGGGCUACUUCACAGACCUGGGACAUUAGGGCUAACCAGUUCUUCGUAAGGACUUGUGCCUCUUGGGGGACAUCUGCCUGGUCUCAAGCCUGGUCCUCUGGGACUUCUGCAGUGUGAGGGUGGGGUAUUCUGGGAUGACGUCUCCAGGCCUCCCAUCCCUCCCACAGCCACUGCAGCCCCUCUACCUGUCCAUCACACCCACAUGUCUGCCAUGAGAGCCAGUCACUGCCGUUCUCCCAUUGUGUCUCACUGUCCUGAGUGCUCCGCUUCUCCCAGCCCCUACUCUGGCCCCUGGCUAGAUGUGGGUAGUCCCUGCUCUACACUAAGAGGUGGAGUCCUGGGAAGGCAAAGAUUUGGGGCUCAGUCUCUAGUCCUAUGAAUCCAACCAGUGUGUCUGGAGAUAACCCUGGCCACUUCUGUCUGCCUUUUUUUUUUUAAACUUUAGAGUGGUUGCCUCCUAGGCCUGGCCCUCUUCUCCUGUUGAGCUGGAGGCAGCAAAUCAGGUGCCAAAUGCUAGCACCAGUAUGAGCAGGCAAGAAUCCCGGGGCAGGGUCACGCUCCUCCCAUCUCUCACUUCCACCCCAGCUUGUGAUUGCUAGCCUCCCAGAGCCCAGCCGCCAUUAAGUCCCCGUGCACGUGAUCAGCCCUCCAUACCCCAAUUUGGGGAACAUACCCUCUGGAAAUGUUUUCCUCCAGUCCCCAUGGAAGUGGUGUUUGUUGCCUGCCCUGCUGGAGCAGCCAGACAGCUCCACAGAUACCGCCCUUCCCUCCCUCCCUGUACCCUGUACCAUUGUAGUUGGAUUUGUCUGUUUGUCUGGGUUCGCCAGAGUGACUAUGAUAGUGAAAAGGGAAGAAAAAAAAAGAAAAAAAAAAAAAAAAAAAAAGAAAAAACGAGAAAAAAAAAAAAAAGACGCAUGUAGCUUGGACUAUUCGUCAAAAGGUUCUAGCUCACCACCAGGGAUGGAGGUCCUCGGUAUUGCUUGUCUCCACUGGGACUUGGCUCCAGGCCAGUGCAGGGCUUCCCUGCUAGGGCAGCCCAUUCUUUGAAGGUUUUCCUCUGCAUCUGGGACCUCACAGACACUGGAUUGUGACAUUGGAGGUCUCCUAGCUGCCAAGGCCUGAAGCACAGGACCAGCUAGACUCCAGCUGCCAGAGACAGCGGGCUCCACCUGUCAGGGAGAGCUCUCCAGCUGGCCUGUUUUGCAGAGUGAAGAUGGUCCUCUCUAAUCACAGCCUCAUGUCCCACAGCAGCAGUGAAGAUGGUCUAAGAAGACUGCAUCACAAGAGAGAGAUAAAAAGGGCAUCAGUGCCAGCUGGGAGAGCUGUGGCCACAGAAACCCCACGACUCUCCAGAAGACGUCCCUGGGCCAUCUCCAGGCCUUGGCCACCUCACCACAGGGGUUGGGAUGGACUGCCCCACUGAGGAAGGGGACAUCUUAGGAGACUCCCUUAGUUUCCAAGGUGUCAGCCCACUGACUUUGCAUGAUCAUCUCCUACAGCUGCAGAGAGGAGGCCUUAGGAGCUUAGGGAACCUUAGGCCCAAUUCUAUCACUUUUGGAUUGGGUACAGAUAAGGACAAUGUGGAGGGGAGAAGGAAGCAGCCAGCCUUUCCCAUUAAAGAACUGUGCACCCAGAACUACCUAUGGUGAGGCUCCCCACUGCUGAUGGACUUCAACUGUCCUUAGAAAUGAAGGGUCUGAUGGAGAUAAAGGAAGUGUGGUUUGAAGGCCUAUGGUCCCUUCAUCAUGGCUACCUAUUCUGGUUUUAUCUCUUACACCCAUUUGCCCAUCCUGCAGUUUCUGUCCUUGAAUGGGGGCACUCUGCCAUAUCUCUUGUAGAGUGGUCAGCUCCAAAAUCAUGAUCGGGAGUGACCAGGUCAGUGCUGAUAGGCAGUUUACAAAGGGAUUCUGGCUUGUGACUUCAGUGAGGACAAUCUCCAGGGGCCCAGCAUCUGUCCUUUCUUUCCAGGCCUCCCCACUCCAGAUCUUUGGGUGGGCUAGAUAGGGUAUCCCAUAUGCCUGGUUCCCCCAAGCUCUUAAUUCACUUUAUUAAUAGUUCCAUUUAAAUUGACUUCAAUGGUAAGAUUGUAUCUGUUUGAGAUUGCUUGUGCUGUGGGGGGAGGGGGGAGGAACAACAUGUUAAGAUAGUUCACAUGGGCAAAGGGAAGCCUUGGAGUGUAGCCAUCCGUGACCUCAUUUGUGAUAUUGACCACUUGCUCGAGAGAAGAGGUGCCAUGAGGCUUUAGUCUGGAGGCCUGGCUGUCCCACUGACAGGCUUUCCCAAGGCAGAGGCAGCUAGUUCCUUGCCUUCCCAGGCAGGUGCAGCUCCCAGGUUUGUGAAGGAAUCUAUAAACUAAAACUACUCUUGCCUGCUGCCUUCUUGUGGUAUCCGGAGCCCACAACGAUGCCUCCUUAAAACCCUGGCUUCCUUCCCUCUAAGUCAUUAGCACAUCAGUAUCACCUCUGGAUUGGCUUCAUAUCCACAGCCUACAUUACUAGCAGUGGCCAAGACGUCUUCCUUUAGUCUGUUCUCCAGGAAAGUAAGUGGGGACGAGGGCAGAGAUGGUAAUCAAUUAUAGGUCUGUGGCAUUAUGAGCCUUCAACCUUCUCUGGCUUCUGGAAGGAUUACUUUGGGCAGUAUCUCAGUCUCACCCUCCUGAUGGACUGUAGCCUGUGCAGUUACUGUGCUGGGCAUGAUCUCCAGUGCUUGCAAGUCCCAUGAUUUCUUUGGUGAUUUUGGGGGUGGGGGAGGAGGAACAUGAAAUCAUCUUAGCUUAGCUUCCUGUCUGUGAAUGUCCAUAUAGUGUAUUGUGUUUUAACAAAUGAUUUACACUGACUGUUGCUGUAAAAGUGAAUUUGGGAAUAAAGUUAUUAAACAAAA